AAUCUCAUAGAUAAGAUUUAAAGUUUCUUGAGAAAGUCUGCUUCGUUUAUUUCCACGUUCUAUCUAUCUAGGGUUUGGGCCUUUUAGGGUUUAGGGUUCGAUUAAUCCCUUUUCUCUGCUUCUUGUAGUUCUAGUAUUUGUUACCUCUCUCGCUCUGCUGCAUCCGUCGUGCUCCAAGAUCGAAGAAGAUGACGAGACCUGUUUUCUGUGGCAACAUUGGAUAUGAGACUCGUCAGUCAGAACUGGAUAGAUUGUUCUCUAAAUAUGGAAGGGUGGAUCGCAUCGAUAUGAAAUCUGGGACAUCUAAGGAAUAAUGAGUUUGUAUCUCUUGGCUCAUCAACUUCUGUGCUAUAAACACCUAACACAAAAGGAAAUUCAUCCGUGUGAAUGCCUACUCUCACCUACUUACAGAUGGAAUCAGUUUGCAUUUCAUUCACCCGAUUAUUGGCCUUUACAUCUUGUCAUGCACUUAAGAUUAUUAAUUUUUUUAAUCAAAAAGGUUAUAUAGGCCGCAAUAAGUGUUUCCAAAUGGGGCUUAUAGUUUGAUAUAUCAAUUGUCCAUGUAAUGCUCACCAUCACAAUUUUGAGGAAAUCAAUGAAAUGCAAAGACUUCACUUCAAUUGAUUUCAUGCUGUAAAGUUUCCAUAUCACCGGAGUUGAUGGCAAGAUAUCAAAUUCUCAUUCUAUGUCUAUUGUCUUGCCACUGAACACGAAUGUUCAAGAUGUAUGAUUUCUAUCAUUCCAUUAUAUUCCCUCCAUGGAGAAGCAUGCUAAGCAAUGUUGACUCAGACCUGAUACUUUGGAAUUUAAACGUUUUAACAUGCUACUAUCAUCACAAUUUAGUUCUUCAUGCCAUGCCUCUACACCCUUGUGUUCAUCAGCUCUUCCUCGUUAUUGAAGGAUUUGCUUUUGUUUAUUUUGAAGAUGAGCGAGAUGCUGAGGAUGCCAUUCGUGGUAUUGACAAUUUUUCGUUUGGGCAUGAUAGGCGCAAGCUAUCUGUUGAAUGGGCUAAGGGUGAUCGUGUGCGCCAUCGCGACGGCUCUAGCUCUAGGGCUAGGGCUAUGAAAAACCAGAGACCAACAAAAACUUUAUUUGUCAUAAAUUUUGACCCAAUCCAUACAAGGGUCAGUGAUAUUGAAAGACACUUUGAGACGUAUGGGAAGCUUAUGCAUGUACGCAUUCGACGCAAUUUUGCAUUUGUGCAGUUUGAAACUCAAGAGGAGGCGACAAAGGCUCUUGAGGGUACCAACAUGAGAAAAUUAAUGGACAGGGUUGUCUCAGUUGAGUAUGCUCUGAGAGAUGACGAUGAGAAAGGGGAAAGCAAAUAUGAUAGUAGUCCUAGAAGAGGAGGAUAUGGUAACAGACGUUCACCAAGUCCGGUGUAUAACAGGAGGCCAAGUCCUGAUUAUGGGCGAAAAAGCCCACGCAGUCCCCCCUACAAUAGGCGGCCGAGUCCUCAUUAUGGGCGGGGCCCACACAGUCUCAUCUACGAGAGACAUAAUAAAACAGUUCCAACCUUUGACAGGGACAGAAGAAGCCCCGACUAUGGUAGAUAAAACAGAACAUAAGAGAUCAUCAGUAGGAAGAGAAGGAGCUGUUAGUGGGAGAUAUAAUAUCAUCAUCAUCAACUGUGUUUCGGGUACAUAUUAAUUAAUGUUGUGUUGCAUUUGAACUUGAACUCUUUUGGGAGUUGUUUUUAGUUGACAUUUUAGGUAUUUUACCAUCUAUAACAAUGAAUGUCUUUUGUUAUUUGGUUA
Molecule: messenger RNA, 1757 nt
Organism: Impatiens glandulifera
Lineage: Eukaryota; Viridiplantae; Streptophyta; Magnoliopsida; Ericales; Balsaminaceae
Product: serine/arginine-rich splicing factor RS31
Exons: 7
Coding region: 714-1556 (280 amino acids)
Biological process (GO): mRNA splicing, via spliceosome
Cellular component (GO): nuclear speck
Molecular function (GO): RNA binding
Source: RefSeq, a predicted model, not a curated record